AUGGCGACAUCUUCAACCCCGAUUGAUGAUUCCUUUCAACUUUUUGAUCUCCGUGUCGAAGUUAUCUGUCCUCCCUCUUCCAAAAUCCUGUGUGGUGCCAAGGAAGGUGAUCAUUUUACUCUCGAGGGAGAAAUGUUAUAUUUACCACCUGGGCAAGGAAUUAGCAUUUACAGUUUAUCAUCGGUUCUCCCUCUACUAGCAGCAAAGCAACGCUUCACUCAUUCCAACGAUUGGAUGACCACAGACGGACUGAUAGCAUGUCCAGAUCCUAAUUGUGGGAGUCAGUUGAAGAUCACCAGAAAGGGAAUCAGAACGUUCAAGCAUGGGGAGACUACGGUCGUGGGAUUGGAGGGUAACGUUUGAGAGAUGUUGAGUUAAAAAAUGUGUGUACAGCCAAGAACCACAGGAAAAAUAACUUGGUCUUACAAUAGAAAAUUCACUUUCCUAGGUGGUUAGCCGAAGGAGGGGGUCGUCAAUGAAUCUUUAGACAAGAACUUAAAUAAUUUGCCAAUUAGCAAGAAGUAGUAGCAUAAAUAGUCGAGGAAGCCUGCGUUGGGCAUAAACGACAUGAUUAAUACGAAAAUGUGCUAUUGUCUCUUAAUCUUCAAGACCAAUCGGGAAAGUUCUACCCUCUCCCCUGAUUGCCUUCUAUGGGAGCAUCUAGGAAGAAGCGACAAAGCAUUGAGUGUUUUGAGUAUUCAAUGACGCAGCUUGCUAGUU
Botrytis byssoidea is the source of this 720-nucleotide messenger RNA. RefSeq lists its product as uncharacterized. Lineage: Eukaryota; Fungi; Ascomycota; Leotiomycetes; Helotiales; Sclerotiniaceae. The coding region runs from base 1 to 363 and encodes 120 amino acids. The record is from RefSeq and is a predicted model, not a curated record. The transcript has 2 exons.